CAGUGUGGUGCAAGAAAGAAGUUUGUGUAAAUUUUAAUUUCUUUGCAAAAAAAAAAAAAAACUAUGGCUUUUGAUUGAUAUUUAAAAUAAUUUGAUUGAUAAGAAUUUUGUAAAUUAAAUAUUUGAAAUAUAUAUGAAAUAUUCAGAUCUAAGUAUUGGUUAUAUAAAAUAAAAAUUUAAGAUUCCUUUUUUUUUUCUAAUUUAUUAAAUCAAUAAAAGAGUUUUUUUUUUGUGAAGCUACUAAAACGGGUUGGUGUAUGUGUUUGUGAACUUGAGUGGUUCGAUAAAAGUGAAAAGUUUUUAGCAUUUUUGACAAAAUAAAAGUUUCUGUAUUGCAAUAUUAAUUAUUUAAAAGAAGAUUUUCUAAUAAAUUUUGAAAACCAUUCAAGUACAUUAAGAAAUUUUUAUUUAUUUUGUAGCCGGAGAAGUGCUUGCUCCCGUACAACAGCAGAAUUUUAGAUAUGCCAUCCAGACGCCGAAUUCGUCAUGCAUCUACAAAUAAUACACCUCAGGUAUUAUUGAAUAAUAACAACAGUACCAGCGCGACUAAUUCAAAGAAUAUAUCAUUUCAAUCUGGUGGUGGUUUUAACAAUAAUUAUAAUACUAAUAAUUCUAGUCAAUCAUCUUCAUCAUCCCAUAAUUCAUCUUUUUCCAAUAAUAAUAAUAAUAAUAAAAACAGUAAUAACAGCAAUAGUAGUAAUUAUUAUUUUACUAAAUCUGAUAAUACUAACACAAUUACAAAUAAUGAUGCUAAUUUAUCAUCACAUAUUAAUCACAUAAAUAAUAAUUUAAAUACAAAUAAUAAUUAUAAUAUAAAUAAUAAUAAUAAUAGUAAUAUUAAUAAUGGUAAGAAUAUUAUUUUAAAUAAUAAUUUAAAACAACACAAUAAUUCACUUUCAAAUGGUGGUGGUGGUGGUGGUGGUGAUGGUUUAACAGAAAAACAAAUUCGUAAUGCUUAUUUGUCGACAUUAACUAAAGAGCAAUUAAAAAUUGAAUGUAGAAAACGCGGACAAAAAACAAAUGGAAAUCGCACUGAAUUGUUACAGAGGCUGGGAGUUAAAAUGUCCCAAUUGAAACAUCAGGAGCAAGCUGAUUAUCAAAAUCGUAAAGCUGUUAAUAAUAAUAACAUAAAUAAAAAUUAUAACCAUAAUAAUCAUAAUAUGGGAAAUCAAAAUGUUAAAAAGACAAGUCAAAAAGGUGGCGGUAAUAUAAAUGGCGGUUCACCAAAUGGUACUGGACCAAUGGCUACAAUAGUAAAAAAAUCAUCUGCUAAAAAUAAAGAAAAAGAACGUGAAGAAAGAGAGAAAAUAGUUUUAUGGCGAAGACCAUUUCAAACAGUCAAAUAUAGUACAUUAGAAUGUACAACCCUUAUACAAAUUUAUGGAAAAAAAUUACUUGAACAUAGAUUAGUUUUACUUGGAGUUUUAGUAUUAAUAGCUUUAUUAGGUAUAUUAUAUAAUGUCCCUGGGCGCCAUCAAUUAGUAAUAGAAUCGAUUCGUUCACAAUCAUGGUUUAUAUUAUAUUGGGUUGGAUUGGGUGUUUUAUCAUCCGUUGGUUUAGGUACAGGCCUUCAUACUUUCUUAUUAUAUUUAGGGCCCCAUAUAGCAAGUGUUACAUUAGCAGCAUAUGAAUGCAAUGCAUUAAAUUUUCCAAAACCACCGUAUCCAGAUGAAAUUAUUUGUCCGGAUGUACCUGAUCAAAGUAUUACACCAAAUCUGUGGAAUAUUAUGGCUAAGGUACGUUUUGAAGCAUUCCUUUGGGGAGCUGGAACAGCUCUUGGUGAAUUACCACCAUAUUUUAUGGCUAAAGCAGCACGAUUGUCUGGUAUCGAUCCAGAUGAUGAUGAUGAUUUAAAAAAAUUUGAAGAAUUACAAAAGAAACAAAAAUCGGGUGAUUUAAGCGCAUUAGAUAAAGCAAAAUUAUUUAUGGAAAAAGUUGUAGAAAAAGUUGGAUUUUUAGGAAUAUUGGCUUGUGCAAGUAUACCGAAUCCAUUAUUUGAUUUAGCUGGUAUUACUUGUGGUCACUUUUUGGUACCAUUUUGGACAUUUUUUGGUGCAACCUUAUUAGGAAAAGCCGUUAUAAAAAUGCAUAUACAAAAAAUAUUUGUUAUAAUUGCCUUUAAUGAAUCAUUAAUAGAACGUGCUGUUGAUUUAAUUGCUUUGGUGCCAAUAUUUGGACGUAGAUUGCAAGAACCAUUUAAAGCAUUUUUAGAAAACCAAAAAACCCGUUUACAUCGACAGAAAAGUCAUCCUACAUCAGAAUCCGGUAAUCUAUUGGCGAAAAUAUUCGAAAAAUUUGUGAUAGCUAUGAUAUGUUAUUUUGUUAUUUCUAUAAUAAAUUCAUUAGCUCAGAGCUAUCAUAAAAGAAUUCAUAAGAAAGGUGGUAAAAUAUAUAGGAAAAUUGCAAAAGAUUAAAAUGAUUAGGUUAAAAUAUUUAAUAAAAUGUAAUUUUAAAAGUAUAUACAUAAUUAUGAAAAUAUAAUAGUAAAUAUAUAUAACGUAUAUAAUUUUACUUUAAAAAAAAAAGAAAUAAAACUUUAACCAUUGCAAAAAUUAAAUUAAACUUUUAAAAGAUAUUAUUAAUAAAUUCCUUUAUAAUGUAGUUAAAAAUAAAUAAAUGCUAAAAGAAAUUCUGUAAACAUUUAAUAAAGAUUCCGCAAAAUUAACUCCUUUACUUUUUCCGAUUCAUAAAAGAUGUUUACUUGAUAACCUAUAUUAAAUUAAUUUUUUUUUGUAUGAAAUGUUACUUUUAAUUUAAGUCUAAGAUUUUUCAUUUGCUAAACGCUAUAAAUAAAUUAGUUUGAAUUAAUGCCAAAUGAAUUAAUGCUUUUAAAUUUAAUUGGGUGAUUAGGUUUUUUCUCAAAACUGAAUUUUUAAAGGACUUUUAGUUAAUGGAGUCAAAAUAUCUUACUUUAUGUUGUUUCACAUUAUUAAUUUAAAUAUACAUAAGUGGUUUUGCAAGUGAUAUUAAUUUGAAUGUAGAACUUCAAGGAAAUUUAUCGGCAACUUUUUUCUAAAUAAUACAGAAAUUUUUUUUAAAAAAUAUUGGAAAACAAAAUAAUAGCUUGUAUAAGUUGUCACCUGGGGCUAUCAACUGUAUUACCGACCAUGUUGUAUUAAAUUUCUAGCAAAAUACGCUUCAAUAAAACCAUUUAUUGGAAUUAACUCAUCAUACAUAUUAAAGUAAAUGUAUAAAUACCUAACUUUUAACAUUUUUCAAGAAUUUUUAUACACGUUUCGAAUUUGAGCCUACCUCAAAUUAAGAAAGGGCAACAAAUUGAGAUUGUUAAUUUUUUUUAAAUUAAUAUUCAAAAUUUAAAUGCUAAUUUCCUUCUGUUAUGAACAAUUCAAUAAAAAACUAUAAUUGGUUUUUCAAAAAAAGAUUUAAGAAUAAUAAAUCUUCAGAAUAUUUCCUCUCUAUAUUAUAAUUUUCUCUUUAUUUACAAUUAACUUAAAUGAAAAAUGGUGUUCAAAAUAUAUCGUUACUUUAUCCAAAUUAAAUAUUUUAACAUCUAAAAUAAAGAAUAUAUCCGUAAAUAAAAAAACCCCAAAAUUUUGCUUUGUUUUUGCUUUGUUUUAUAUAAUAUUCAGACUUAUAAAAAUAUAAUAUUUAAUUAAACUAUUUACAUUGCGCGCUCUUAAUAAAUUUUAUUCAACGUUGUUUUAAUUCAAACAUUUAGAUUAGAAUAUUUUUAAUAUACAUCUAUAUACUCAAUAAGGUAUAAUUUUAUAACUAUAAAGAAAUAAAAUAUAAACGCAAAAUAACAAUAUCGGAAUUAAAUAAAAAGAAAAUGAAAGUUUUUAACUCAAUGUACCAAUCUUAUAUACUUAAACGUAUUAAAUAUAAAUUUCACAUCUAUUUAAUUAAUUGAUUUUCUGAUUUUUUUUUUAUAAUACCAAAAAGUUUCGAUUUGACUUAAAUUGCAUCAUUUUUUAUUAAAGCUUUAGUAUUAUUCAGUAUGAGCAAUCUUUAAAAUUUAAAGUGCAAAAAUUUUUUUUGUUUUUUCAAAACGGCUCUAGUGUUGUAUAAUUGAAAAUAAUCACAAUUUUUCAGAUAACAAUUUAUAUAAUCGUAAAUGUAAUUUAACAAUUAUGUGGCUUCUUUUUAAGUAUAUUACCAAAAAUAAAAGCAAAAGACUGAAAACAUUAAAGAAAUAAAGCAAAACUCUUUCUUAAAUUUGAAUUUAUCAAAAAAAUUACCAAUUGUAUACUCUUUUAUGCCAAAUUCUGCUCAUACUAAUUAUAGGUGGCUUUACAAAUUAAAAACCUUUUCUUCUAAUUAUCACAAUUAAUGGGAUUUAAUUGUAUAAAUUAAUAACCACGCUGAAAUUUCGAUAAAUCCAAAAAUAAUAAAAUUUGGUCUUUAUAAAAAUGCGUUAUUGGAUUAUAAAAUACGAUGAAUAAAUGAAUCGAAUAGUAAUUAUAAAGAUGUUAAUUAUAUUUAAAUGAUAAAAAUUUCAAAAAGAUAUUAGAAAAAAUUAAUAUUGAAAAACACAAAAGUAAAAAAAAGUUAAAAAAGCAUUCGUGAAUUUAUUGUGUUUUUUUAAUGUAAGAAAUAUAAAUUUCCUUUGAGCUUCAAUUAUACAAAAAUGUAUCAAUUAAUUCAAAGUUUUUAUUGUUUUAAACACCGUAUUAAAAAGAAAUUCUUUAUUCUUAGAGGUCGCAAUUUAAUGUACAUAUAUAUAUUAUAAAUAAAGAUAUGAGCAUAAUAUACAAGAUAAUAUUGUUUAAUUGAAGCUUAAAAAGUUUUUAUGCUAUACAUUGUUUUACAAUAAGUAUUCAUUAAAUAAAUUUAUAAUUUAACAUAAGUAUCAAAAAAUGAUGUGUAAAAUCGAUUGAUAUUUUGCAAAUGAAAUUUUUUAAAAUCCGUAAAUUUAUACUAAUAUAACAAUAUAGUAUUGUAAAAUAAAAAAUUGUUUUUAAAAUGUAAAUUAGAAUUAAAUGACACGUCUAAAUUGAUACAAAAAAAAAAAUGCAAAGAGACAUAAUAGAAAAAAAAACCAAUAUACAAAUAAAAUUUAAAAAUAAAAUUAAAAUUUAAUUUAAUAAAUUUUUAUGAAAUAAUUAUAUGAUAUUUAAAAAAGGCAUGUAUAUUUCAACAUACAUAUUAUAUAGAAAAUAUUUUACCUUGAAGUUAAACAACUGAUUUAUCGGGACAAAUAACCCGCUAUGAUAUCGCAAGCAAUUCGCAUUAAAUAAUAUAUUCUCAAUUCGCUGGAAAUAAAAAAAUUUUAAACAUAUAAUAACUUUACAAAAUAACGUGUACCAUUCGUCCUAAAAAAUGAAUAAAUAUAAUUUACAGGUUCUAUUAUGUAUGGCGAAUUAUUCAAUAAAUUUGAUGAAUGAGAUAGUUUUGUAUUAUAUAUGGCAUUGUAUAUUCGACGUGAAUUUGUCACAAUUUUUUUAUGAUAUUUUACUUUAAAAUAUUAUCAAUACAUAAUAGUAAAGGUUAGCGAAAUCUGAGGCUCUAGAGAAUUCGACGAUCUUAAGAUGAAUUUGUUAUACAUAAUAGGCCUAUUUGUUUAAAGGUUACAGAAUAUCCAUUUUUCAUUAUUAAAUUUAAAAAUUCUAAUAAUUUUUAGAAUCAUUUAUAACGCAGAACAAAACAUUAGUAAAAUAAAAUAUUAAAAAGUUUUUUGAUUAAGAUGAUAGUAUAUGUAUGUAACUAUGAAAAUAGUAUAUGUAAUAAUAAAAAAAAAAGUAUUUUCGAAUUGUUUGCAAAAAAUUUGUUUUUAAAAUCAAUUUCUUUCGGUAAACCAGUUGGAAAAGUUGACAAAAAAAAAAAGAGAAAAAAAAUUAAUAAAGAGUAAAUAUAUACAAUUGUAAUAGAAAUACAUAUACAUAUAUUAAAUAUUAUUUAGAUUGUGAGUUUGUUUUUGAAUGUUGUAUAAUAAAAUUUGAUUUAGUUGGUUUUUUGGGCACAGUUUGUUUUUAGAAAAAAUUUGAUGAAAUCUAAAGAAAAUAUAAUAAUGAAUUAUUUCUAAUUAUUUAAAUGAUUACAAUAAAGUGUAAAUAUUUUAUUAAUAAAAAUAUUGUCAAAUAAAAAUUCAUAGUUUUUAGGAUUUUUUUUUUUCUUUUUUGAAUUUUUUCGAACUAUAGAAGAUUAUUGUAAAUUUUGUAUUUAAAGAAAACAAAAGUCAGGUCUAAUUGUUUUACUCUUAUAAUAAGUAGGUAUAUUUUAUUUUAGCAAAAUUUUUGUAUGUGUAGUUUAUGUUUAUUCAAAUUUUUAUAUAGAGUAAAUUAUUUUUGUCAUAUACACAACUGCAUACCUUGAUGUAUUAUGUAUGUACUUUUGUUAUUUGCUCGUAUUAUUUAAAUAAACGUAAUAAAUAUAAUAUUAA
Condylostylus longicornis is the source of this 6340-nucleotide messenger RNA. RefSeq names its product vacuole membrane protein 1 (gene Tango5). NCBI's taxonomy places the organism in Eukaryota, Metazoa, Arthropoda, Insecta, Diptera, Dolichopodidae. The transcript is spliced from 6 exons. The record is from RefSeq and is a predicted model, not a curated record. The coding region runs from base 462 to 2414 and encodes 650 amino acids.